Molecule: messenger RNA, 1110 nt
Organism: Periconia digitata
Lineage: Eukaryota; Fungi; Ascomycota; Dothideomycetes; Pleosporales; Periconiaceae
Source: the annotation of a GenBank genome assembly
CCCCGACGUGCCCCUCUCUUCCGCGAAUCUGAGCAGAACUCUAACAGAGUUCAACAUCUGACCUUCAAACCCUCUUCUCGACACACCAUUCGCUGCCUACGUUCUCACCUUGCAGGUGCGACUGCAUACAACAUGGAUAAGGCUUUCCUGGCUAGCCCCUUAUCAUCCAACUCACCCACAUGCCUCAAUAAUGUUAGGCAAUGUCCCCUGGCACACACCUCCUCCAUCCCAACAUCUUCAGAGCACCAACUUCCAACCACCCAAGAGAAUAAUAAGGCAAGACACUUUACAAACCCAGCAACUGGAGUACUCUUCACUGAAAGAAAGAAAGAAAAAAACCUGACAAUGCCCUACAACAACGACGAGCAUGUGUUGAGGUUGGUCACUGAGAGUUUGUUCAAAGAUGAACCAGCACCAUCGAAGCCCGAACAACAAAAGCAAGGCAUGUCGAUGAAGGUACAAGUUUUGAUACACAUUGCACUCUUCACAACUCUUGCAUUUCUCUUCUCUCCGCUUGAUCUAGUGGUCAAUCCUGAUGCUUGCUCAUGCCAAACCCCCAAACCCGAUACACAUCUCCACCGCUUCGAUGGUACUUUCGAUCGCUCUUCUCCGUUCAAGGGCCCGCCUUCGCCUGAGGUGAUUGCGGAAUGGGAUAAGAUUAUUCCUUUGAACAUGAUGCGCAUCCCCGAAAGCGAAUUCGCCACAUUAAACGCCUCGCCCCACGCCGUGAAGAUACCCGAGAAAAACGGUGGAGGAAGAGUAGUCAUGUUUGAAGCGAUUCAUAUGCUGCACUGCGUCAAAUCCCUAUACCAAUCUACGUACCCGUCAUAUUUUUCUUCUAACCCAGCUUACUACACUCCUACCCCUUCGUCGACCGAGGAAGAAGCACAGCGCGCGUACAUCGAUCACUGCGCCGAUAUGCUUCGUCAGAAACUAAUGUGCGAUGCGGAUCGCACGUUGAUUACUUUCAAGUGGGUUGACGGGCUUGAGAGGCCGCAGCCGGACUUUGAUGUUUUGCAUAAGUGUAGGGAUUUUGGGGGGUUGGUUGAGGAGGUUGGACGGAGGAGUAUUGACGUGCCUUUGAGGGGGGAGGUGGAGGGAAAUGAGUAA